GAAGAUAAAAAGUGCAUGUCAUCAUUAGCAAAAAAAAAAGAUUUCCUUCAACUGCUGUACAACUGGCAAUGGGUGGAAAUUGACAACGUACAAUUGCCUUCGGUUAUGAGAGGUGGCGAGCGAUUUCUAGCCGUUCAUAUGGUCCAAUUGAAAUUGCUAAGCAAAUUCCCUCCUGCAAUACCGGCCGAAAUCAUUUCACGAUUCACCAUGGUCUCACAUAAGAUGAGCACAGUGGAAGCAUGGCAAUUUAAUGCCAUUAAUGCCAUCAAACGGAAAUUCGAUCUUGGCUGUCAACUGUUCACCACUCAAGACGAAGUAGUCCGACUUAAUGAUGUACAGAUGUUCUAUUGGAAUGUUAAAGCACUGAAUCUCAGUCGUAUUAUUCAGCAGUACGAUGCUGAAUUGCAAAACACUAAUGGAAACCUCACAUUGAUUGCCACAAUACAAUCACUUAAAAAUCACGUGGAGGCUGAUUUAGAGGUAAGAAUAGCCUACUACUCAUUAAAAAUGGACAAAACGUUUCGUAUUUGA
Haemonchus placei is the source of this 531-nucleotide messenger RNA. Lineage: Eukaryota; Metazoa; Nematoda; Chromadorea; Rhabditida; Trichostrongylidae. The record is from the annotation of a GenBank genome assembly.